AUGGCUGACAUCAUUGUGAUAUUUGGAGCCCUACUGGUGCUCUCGGUUCUUGUGGCACUGGGCUCCAGCUUCAUUCCUGGACUCCGCAGCGCCAAUCUCCCCCCCGGACCACCAUGUCUUCCAAUCAUUGGCAAUUUGCACCAGCUGCCCACAACUGGCGCGCAUCUCAAAUUCACACAAUGGGCAGCUAAAUACGGCCCUAUCUUCUCCCUUAAGCUGGGAUCGCGGACGGCCGUUGUGCUCAGUUCUCCGGCGCUCGUCCGGGAACUAAUCGAUAAGCAGUCCGCCAUUUUUAGCGACCGACCCCGGUUCUAUAUCGCGGACCACCAUAUAAUGCACGGCGACCACCUGAUGUUCCUAGACACGGACCCGCGCUGGCGACGGGGACGCCGCCUGUACCAUGGGUACUUCAACGAGCGCGCGUGUGAGCAUGACCAUGUCCAGCUGCAAGACGCCGAGGCGGUCCAGCUCCUUCGCGACCUGAGCAUUCACCCCGAGGACUUUAUGCGUCACUGCAAGCGCUUUUCCAACAGUGUUAUGAUGUGUCUAGUGACAGGAAUCCGCACGCCGACUCCAGAUGCCAUUCAUAUGCGCCGUCUAUACGAAGUCUUGGACGGCCUGUCUGAAAUCUUUGAGCCGGGUGCCACCACCCUGCUUGAUGUAUUUCCUAGCCUCCGGUGGCUUCCUGAGCGGUUUGUUCGUCAUUGGCGAUCGCGGGCGCAGAAUGUCGCCCGAACGAUGAACGCUGUUUACCGCCCGCUCGUCGACCAGGUCAUGAGGCGGCGACAGCAUGGGAGGCCCCAAGCCGUCACCAGUUAUCUGGACUCCAUUCUGGACAAGCAGGAAAAGCUCCGUCUCACACGCCGCGAGAUCGAGCUCAUGGUGGGCAAUCUACUCGAAGGAGGCUCGGACACGUUGUCAACGAUGCUCAUCGUCUUCAUUCAGGCCAUGGCCCGAUACCCGACGGCACAGCACACGGCCCAGGCGGAGAUCGAUACCUUCAUUGGGAAGGACCGUUCCCCUACCUGGGCGGAUUACCCCCGCCUGCCUUAUGUUGCGAUGGUGAUGAAGGAGACCAUGCGCUGGCGACCCGUCCUGCCGACGGCCUUCCCACACGCCUCCCGAAAAUCCCACACGACCGUCGACGGGCAGACUAUCCCUGCCGGCUCGUCUAUCAUCCUCAAUGUGUGGGGACUUCAUCAUGAUCCUGCCCGAUAUGAAGACCCUGACGAGUUCGAUCCCAGCCGCUAUGCCGGUCGCACCGCGCUCGCCACCGUGUACGCCGCCUCGGCCGACUACGAGAAGCGGGACCACUACGGCUACGGGUCCGGUCGUCGCCUGUGUCCCGGCAUCCAUUUGGCAGAGCGGGGGUUCUUCAUCGCCCUGGCCAAGAUCUUGUGGGCCUUUGACAUUGCACCCCAGCGAGGUCCCGACGGGCGUCCCAUUCCGAUCGUCAUUGACCCGGCGGAGGGAUAUACGGAUGGGUUCCUUCGCUGUGCGAAAUCAUUCCAGGUGGAUAUCCGGCCGCGCUCCAUGCAGCGUUGGCAGACAAUAGAGGGGGAGCUUACAGGGGCGGAACGAGUCUUCAGUGGUUACGAUAUUCCCUGAUCAUCUGCUGCGAUAUAGGGCUGUGUUUUUCUCGCCUCGGGGCAGAUCGCGUAGGUGGGGCGGCUACAGCAAUUCCGCCCCUCACCACUCCCAAUGGUUCGUAGAUUAUAGUAUAUAGCGCGGAUUUAGCGGUGCGACACAGUCAACACUCGCGGAUAUCUCUAUCUGGUACCACAGGUGGUCUCCGCAGAGCAAGCU
This is a messenger RNA of Aspergillus candidus, 1806 nucleotides long. Its product is annotated as cytochrome P450. Bases 1 to 1608 code for a protein of 535 amino acids. The transcript is spliced from 4 exons. Gene Ontology annotation, molecular function: heme binding; iron ion binding; monooxygenase activity. The record is from RefSeq and is a predicted model, not a curated record. Lineage: Eukaryota; Fungi; Ascomycota; Eurotiomycetes; Eurotiales; Aspergillaceae.